AUGAAUAGUUUUUUGAAAAGUUUCAUUGUGGCCUUAGUGCUACUCCAAAUCACCGAUGCUGCUCUGCCCGGUGGCCACAAUUUGGCCAAUUUAUUUUUCCGUUCCCGUAUGGUUAGCCGUGAUCCUGCCGUGACAAUGGCCUGCUUUAAUGACUACAUGGUCAAGUCAAACGAAAUCGGUGAAACCUAUAGUGAGGAUUAUAAUCUGUGUCUGGUGAAUGCCAAGGAUGGACGUAAACUCAUUGAAGAGGAAAUGAAAGUUGAACGCAGUGCCAUUGUACAAAGUGCCCAGGAAGUUUGUCAAAGUGUUCAGACCUGUAAUAACAUGAAUUCGACUUUGGGUAUUUUCAGCUGUCAUGCUGAUAUUGGAGCCAAGACCACCAAAUCUGUGUACAGCAUUUCCGGCAAUGCUUCCGAAUAUGCUAGCAUUAUGCAUGAGAAAUUCCGUUUAAUUGAUUUGAGACACGAUCAAUGCUGCAAGUCUGCCGAACGUAAAUAUGUUGAGGAUACCGCCUUGGUAUAUCGUCAUUUGCAAGAUUGUUUGGAGGGUCGUGUUGCUCCCACAACAACAACUACUACUACCACUGUCGCUCCUACCACUACUACAACCACCACAACUUUGGCUCCAACAACAACAACCACCAAGGCUACCACAACGACACCUACUACAACCACGACCACCACAACAACUGUUGCCCCACCCACUACAGCUGUACCAGAAAUUCCCGAAGCCCCCGUAACCGAAGGUAAUCAAUUGCAGGCUGUACUUGAAAAAACUGCCGAUAAAGCUCAAGAUUUGGCCAAACAAUUGAUUAAAUUCUUUAAUUAA
Molecule: messenger RNA, 828 nt
Organism: Musca vetustissima
Lineage: Eukaryota; Metazoa; Arthropoda; Insecta; Diptera; Muscidae
Product: UV excision repair protein RAD23 homolog
Exons: 2
Coding region: 1-828 (275 amino acids)
Source: RefSeq, a predicted model, not a curated record